Molecule: messenger RNA, 2493 nt
Organism: Electrophorus electricus (electric eel)
Lineage: Eukaryota; Metazoa; Chordata; Actinopteri; Gymnotiformes; Gymnotidae
Gene: otomp
Product: otolith matrix protein
Biological process (GO): iron ion transport
Cellular component (GO): recycling endosome; early endosome; plasma membrane
Source: RefSeq, a predicted model, not a curated record
UGGCGGCGAGGAGACGGAGCAGAUGGACCACCACCACCCGCGGACACUUUUACGUGGUUUGGACCGAGCUCGGCGAACGUGUCGUCAUCCCAAACAACUUGGAGAAGGGAGGCAUUGUGGGGCAGGGCGAGUCCGCCAGGCCACGCAGAGAUGUAGCUUUACUUUCCACAAUGACCAUGCGGGUCCGAGGGCAUUUUGGAGAGUACUGCUGAAAGGUAACAUGGACCAACGAGCAGGGCACCUGUGCGCGGCUUUUCUGACGCUCACCCUGGUCGGUGUGUCCACCCAAAACAGCAUUAUCACCUGGUGCGCUGUGUCUGGCUCGGAGGAGCAGAAGUGUUUGGAUCUGGCCGGUAACGUGACGGCACAGAACAUCCGCGGCAAACUGCUGUGUGUGCGGGGUGAGAGUCCCACGGACUGCAUGCAGAGAAUUAAGAACGGCACGGCAGAUGCAGCCUCCAUGUAUCCGGAUGAGAUUUACACUGCGGGCGUUUGCUAUGGGUUAGACGUGGCCGUAGGAGAAUCGCACAACGGAGUGGAUGGCAUUAAUUACUACGUGGUGGCCUUGGCGAGGAAGUCGUCCGGAGACCUGUCACUGCUGGAGAUGCACGAGAGGAGUUCUUGCCACCCAGGGAUUCGGACCACGGUGGGCUGGACCGUCCCCAUCGGCUUCUUGGUCAACACGUCGCAGAUCAGCGUGGAUCAGCAAUGCAACUUCCCCCACGCCGUAGGGGAUUUCUUCGGCUACAGCUGCGUACCAGGCGCCAAGGACCCGGAGCACGACCCCAAAGGCAACAACCCCAGGAACCUGUGCGAGGCCUGCAUAGGUGACGAGAAUGACCGGCACAUCUGUGUCAACAACCCUCGCGAGCGUCACUACGGCGAGGCAGGAGCUCUCAGGUGUGUGGCUGAGAACCUUGGGGACGUGGCCUUCGUGAAGCAUACCACCAUCUUCGAAAAUAUGAACGGUAAGAACCAGGAGUCAUGGGCCCUGGACUUGGAGCUGGAGGACCUGAUGAUGCUGUGCCCAGAUGGAGGCACCUCCCCACCCUCCCAGCACGAGCACUGCCACCUAGCUGUGGUGCCCGGUAACGCGGUAGUGGUGCGCCUGGAGGACAAGUGCCGCGUUUACAAGUUCCUGGAGCGUGUGCAGAACGCAUUCGCCAACACCACGCAGGGUUUCUCCCUCUUCAGCUCAGCGGGGUACAGCCAGCCCGACGUCAUGUUCAGCGACUCGACCCAGAGGCUGCUGAGGGUGAUGGGGACCUACACGUCCUGGCUGGGGCCAAGCUACACCACAGUGCUCCAGGCGUUUGAGUGCGAAGGUCUGUGCUGAGGCAGUGGAGAACCCAUGCGCUCCCUCUCUCUCUUUCUCGCUCUCUCUCUCUCUCUCUCUCCCUCCCUCUCUCUCCCUCUCUCUCUCGCGCGCUUUCGCUCACUUUCCUACAGCUCCCAUAUUUCUCUCUCGCUCUCCCUCUCUUCUCUCUGCCGCGCGCACACCAUAGGUGUCAUCUCUGCCCCCUCCACCCUCCGUGCUUCACGGAGUCCCUCCUCUCUUCUCCUCUCUCCUCCAUCAACGCCAAACCGCGUCGCGCGCACGCCGACGCCGGACCUGACCUCUGCCGCCGGAGCCGCGGCUACGUGGUGACGGACGGACGGACGGCAGGAGAGGGAGCUCCCACCAACCAAGAAGGGAUCUAUUCUUUUGAGCCAAUUCCGUGUUAUAUUCCCUCUAAAUCCAUGCCAUCCGGCAGCUGUCUCAGGCCACAGACGGCCUGCUAGACCAGCAGUACCACUGCUGUCCACGGGAUGGCAGUCUAAUGAGUCUGAUUCAGCUCAAAGAGGACUUAAUAAUUAGCUCAUGCCUUGAAUUAGGUGGGUUAGUGUAGAAGACACUAAACUGUGCUGGCAGUGUGUCUCUAGGACUGGGAAGAGCAGUGCUAGAUCAGUAGAAGUAGUGAGGUUUAACCAAAAGCAAUGCUAGGAGGGAAGUGUCGGUGUAACAGUGGACUAGUUUAAAAUCCGAGUCUUUAAACUGGUAUCUAAUGACUUUAACAUGUUGACCGUAGAUUUUAAGAUGUCAUUCUCACUGUUUAAAAUCAAUAUUACACGCUUGAGCCUCUGAAGUGAACAGCUGCCAGGAAGAGUUGACUGAGCUUACGAUUUAAGGCUUAUACUUUAAGGCGUAGUGUUUAAGGGAAUUCUGAACUAAACUUUGCGUAGCACGCUACCCUGAUCUCUUCUUGAAACUGUUAUAACAACUCACCUUCUCUGUGGAUUAUGUUCUCCAUGGCAAGCACGGUCGUACUGUUCGGCUUCUGUGCAGAUAGAUUUCAACACAGGUGCUCCCAUGCGGCUGUUUUCCGGCUGUCUUCAGGAUAACACCAUAACGACUUGAACAGCGUUUCAUGUAAACAGGCAUGCGCCGCCGCCGUUUGUUCUGCGGGGCUACUUACAUGAAUCUGCACUUAUCAAUAAAAUGCUGACAAAAGA